AUGGCAACCGUAGUUGUGCCUCCUAGGAUGCAACCAACAAGGUUGGGACGGGGUGAUCGCAAUGUUUUCACAAUGUCUGAUGAUACUCCGGCAAUGAAGCAAAUCUUGGAGACCCAUGCUCCUGAUGGCCGAGACAGUGGCUUUGAUGUCAAACCUCUUUUCCAAAUUGUAGAGGACAUCAUUCAUCAUUCCACCUCUACUGUCCCUUGGAUCACUCAUGUAACUCGAGAACAUUUGGGUGGAUUGGAGGAUAGGGCAACCCAGAAUGGAUUCAGUGAAAUGCUCCAACUUUUGGCACACCCAAUAAUUGUGCCUCCUAGGAUGCAACCAACAAGGUUGGGACGGGGUGAUCGCAAUGUUUUCACAAUGUCUGAUGAUACUCCGGCAAUGAAGCAAAUCUUGGAGACCCAUGCUCCUGAUGGCCGAGACAGUGGCUUUGAUGUCAAACCUCUUUUCCAAAUUGUAGAGGACAUCAUUCAUCAUUCCACCUCUACUGUCCCUUGGAUCACUCAUGUAACUCGAGAACAUUUGGGUGGAUUGGAGGAUAGGGCAACCCAGAAUGGAUUCAAUGAAAUGCUCCAACUUUUGGCACACCCAAUAAGUACAGUUUCCUGUGAGAUAUCUUGCAAGUGCUCCGGCGGCAGCGACGGGCACUCAACCACCAAGUCAAUUUGUGUUACACUUUCAGGCUACUCCUGGGACGCCAAGGUGGUGAUAGCAUUAGCAGCCUUUGCCGUGAUCUAUGGCGAGUUCUGGCUGGUUGCCCAGCUUUACCUCUCAAGCCCACUUGCUAAAUCUGUUGCAUACCUCAAACAACUGCCAGAGACGCUCGAGCGCGUGGACCUGUUGAAACCAAAGCUUGAGUCACUCAUCAAACUCAUCGGGGCCAUGCUUGAUGUGACCACCUGCAUUCUCAGGUUCAAGGAGCUCCCACUUCAGUACAUUACCUCUAACACACCGGCAAUGGCGACCGCCAAUGCUCAUAUUCCUGCAGCCGUUUAUUGGACCAUGCGUAGCAUUGUGGCCUGUGCGUCACAGAUCAUGAACGUUAUAAGCAUGGGUCCCGAGUACAUAUCCUUGAGCACCGAGGUCGGCUGGGAGCUAUCUACCCUGGAACAUAAGCUGAAGAACAUACUUGAACUCCUUCAGAAUCAGCUGGAUCUUUGUAAUAAGCACAUUGGCGAGACGAGAAGCGAGGAGACGUAUCAAACUAUUGUGCGAGUCAUGAGCACAAGCCACAUUGAUAACCAAAAAGUUCUCAAGAUUUUGAUUUAUGGCAAUGACGAUCAGCCACCACUCCAUUAUGGAACUGAAAAGAGACUGGUUGGUGUUGAAGAACUGAGGAAGAAGGUCGUAUUGUUAUUCAUCUCGGAUCUUGAUCUAAACCUCGACGAAGAGCUUUGGCUUCUUCAGUCUAUCUACGAAGAGAAGAUAGCACAACCAUCACACCCAGAGAGCCAGUAUGAGAUUGUAUGGCUCCCAAUUGUCGAAUUUGAUCGAACAAAACCAUUGGAUGAAGAAAAGGUUCAUCAGUUCCAUUCCUUGAAAUCCACGAUGAAAUGGUACACGAUAACUCACCCUUCGUUGAUCGAUCCAGCAGUGAUUCGAUACACCAAGGAGGUGUGGCGAUUUACCAAGAAGCCUCUUCUUGUGGCUUUGGAUCAACAAGGAAAAAUGGUGAACCAAAAUGCUAUCCACAUGAUUUACAUAUGGGGAAGUUUGGCUUAUCCCUUCACUAGCUCCAAGGAAGCAGCACUCUGGGAGGGAGUAGGCUCAUGGAAUUUCUCUGUAUUGGCAGAUAACAUUGAUCGAGCCUUGCUUGACUGGAUAACCCAAGACAAAUUCAUUUGUAUGUAUGGAGGAGAGGAUAUUAUGUGGAUCCGUAAAUUUAUAGAGGCAGCUAGAAUUGUUGCCCAGGCUGCCAACAUCCAUCUGGAGCUAAUCUACGUUGGGAAAAACAACCUUAAAGAAAAAGUUCGAAAAAACAAUGUUAUGAUCGUGGAUGAGAAAUUGGGGGCUGUUAUUGAGCUGGGCUUUGUCUCAUUCUUCUGGGCAAGGCUAAACAGCAUGUGGCACUCCAAAUUGCAGUUAAAGGCCGGGGACUCAGAGAAUGAUCCGAUAGUGCAGGAGAUUAAGACCAUCCUCAGCUACGACAGCGGCGAACAAGGAUGGGCUGUGAUCAGUAGAGGCACUGUUGAGAUGACUAGAGCAAAAGGGGAUAUUUUUCUGCAGGCAAUGCUGGAAUAUAAUAACUGGAUAACUGAAGUUGCGGAGCUUGGUUUUGUGCAUACAAUUGAUAAGUAUCUUCGUGACAAGCUCCAUCCUAAGCACCACUGUACCCGCCUGAUACUGCCUUCAUUGACCGGAGACAUCCCAGAGAGGGUGGUGUGUGCAGAAUGUCGCCGUCCCAUGGAGAAGUUCAUCAUGUAUCGCUGCUGUGUUGAUUGA
Messenger RNA from Ilex paraguariensis (yerba mate), 2448 nucleotides. The record is from the annotation of a GenBank genome assembly. Lineage: Eukaryota; Viridiplantae; Streptophyta; Magnoliopsida; Aquifoliales; Aquifoliaceae.